CGCCCGGCCGCGGCCUCGCUCCCUCUGCGGUCCCGGCGCUCGGGACCCCCGGUCGGUCCCGGCCUCAGGCUCGCGGGCUUCGGCGAUGGGCCCCGCCGCUCGCCGUGGGCUGAGGUCGCCUCCGCCGCCGCCUCCGCCGCCCCCGUCACCGCUGUUGCUGCUGCUGCCGCUGCUGCCGCUGUGGCUGGGCCUGGCGGGGCCCGGGGCCGCGGCGGACGGCAGCGAGCCGGCGGCCCGGGCUGGGCGGGGCGGAGCCCGCGCGGUGCGGGUGGACGUGAGGCUGCCGCGGCAGGACCUGAUCCUCGAGGGCAUCCGGAUUGGGCCCGAGGCCGACCCGGCCGCCUCGCUGGGAGGCCGCCUGCUGCUGAUGGACGCUGUGGACGCCGAGCCGGAGGUGCCGAGCGAGGACUGGAUCGCUGUGGCCUACGUGGGCAAGGAGCAGGCGGCUCCCUUCCAGCAGGGGAACCGGGGCAGUGGCCCGCAAGCCUACCCCAGGGCCCUGGUGCAGCAGAUGAGACGUGCUCUCUUCCUGGGAGCCUCAGCCCUGCUUCUCCUCAUCCUGAACCACAACGUGGUCCGAGAGCUGGACAUAUCCCAGCUUCUGCUCAGGCCCGUGAUCGUCCUCCAUUAUUCUUCCAAUGUCACCAGGCUGUUGGAGGCACUAUUGAAGAGGACCCAGGCCACUGCGGAGAUCACGAGUGGAGAGUCCCUGUCAGCAAACAUUGAGUGGAAGCUGACCCUAUGGACCACUUGUGGUCUCUCCAAAGACGGCCACGGAGGCUGGCAGGACUUGGUAUGCCUGGGAGGCAGUCAUGCCCAGGAACAGAAGCCUUUGCAGCAGCUGUGGAAUGCCAUCCUGCUGGUGGCCAUGCUCCUGUGCACAGGCCUUGUGGUCCAGGCCCAGCGGCAGGCAUCAAGGCAGAACCAGCAAGAGCCAGGCAGCCAGGUGGACCUGUUCAAGCGCCGCGUGGUGCAGAGACUGGCAUCUCUCAAGACCCGGCGUUGCCGGCUGAGCAGGGCAGCACAGGGCCUCGAGGAACCUGGUACUGAGACCUGCGCUGUGUGCCUGGACUAUUUCUGCAAUAAGCAGUGGCUCCGGGUACUGCCCUGUAAACACGAAUUCCACCGAGAUUGCGUGGAUCCCUGGCUCAUGCUGCAGCAGACCUGCCCGCUGUGCAAGUUCAAUGUGCUGGGGAACCACUACUCUGAGGACUAGCUGGUGUGUGUGGACAGAUCCUGCCCAGCUGCACCUGGGCCUCAGCCCAGGCUCCUGGGAAGAGAUGGUGGAAUGGACAAGACAGCCAGCCCUGUGGGUGGAGAAAGGGUGCUGGCCCCAUCAUGCCCUAGAGGGGAAGAAAGGACUCCUGGAGAAGGCACAGCUGGACCUACCAGGCAAGGAAGGAAGGUCACUUCUGCACCGUUCUCUGUCAUCCUCUCUCUGUGUCUGCCCUCCAGGCAGUGACCAGGGCAAUGAGGAUGGAGAAUGUGGGACCAUCAGCUGUCCCCAGAGAGCUGGGCGCUCUCAGGGCAUCCUGGCCAGGUUUUAUGCUUAUUUAUUGGGCGGGGAAGGGUGUGUGUGUGUGAGGAAAAAUCUUUCUCACCUGAGGCCCCCCAGCCUCAUUUUCAUGAUACAACUUGGUUAAAUGGAGACUCUUCCACAGCCCCUUGCCCUCAGGCCUUGGGCACUGGGAGCUAUGGGUCCGGCUGCCUGUCCAGUUGGACUCCCUUUCCAGACCUGGCUGGGACCAGAGGCCUUAGAAUCCUCCCAGUUCUGACUCUGGUGGGCUCUGUGUUGCUGAUCAGGAUACUUGAAGCCACAGGAAAAAAUGUGGUGCAUCUUUUAAGGGCAUCUGUUGUUUGUUUUUGUCCUUAAAAGUCGGGUAGGGAAGUUUUAAUAGUAAAAUAAACAUGGAUUAUAUUUUAACGUAA
Molecule: messenger RNA, 1929 nt
Organism: Perognathus longimembris pacificus (Pacific pocket mouse)
Lineage: Eukaryota; Metazoa; Chordata; Mammalia; Rodentia; Heteromyidae
Gene: Rnf215
Product: ring finger protein 215
Exons: 9
Coding region: 86-1216 (376 amino acids)
Biological process (GO): negative regulation of canonical Wnt signaling pathway; Wnt receptor catabolic process; ubiquitin-dependent protein catabolic process
Molecular function (GO): frizzled binding; ubiquitin protein ligase activity
Source: RefSeq, a predicted model, not a curated record